Molecule: messenger RNA, 6824 nt
Organism: Eleginops maclovinus (Patagonian blennie)
Lineage: Eukaryota; Metazoa; Chordata; Actinopteri; Perciformes; Eleginopidae
Product: contactin-associated protein-like 4
Exons: 25
Coding region: 155-4081 (1308 amino acids)
Source: RefSeq, a predicted model, not a curated record
ACAGCUAACUGCUUCAGCGUGGACUGUGGAUCAGUUGGAGAGGACCAGCUGUGUUUCCUUUGUAGACUUACGUCGGGUUUGGGGAGAUCUCUCUUGGAGCUGGAGAGGAGAGGUUGGCAGUCUCUCUCCUCCAGCAGUUUCCCGCCGCUUCAUCAUGGAUCUUGGGACUAAAAGUGUCGCUGGGAUUAUCGCUCAGGUCGCCCUGCUUCUUUGCAGCUCGUCCGGGACAACCGGAGCAGAAGUGUGUGAUAGCGCUCUGGUGUCCAGUCUGCCUCCAUCGUCCUUCAGAAGCUCCUCUCAGCUGUCCAGCAGCCACGCGCCGGGCUUCGCCAAACUCAACAGGAGAGACGGAGCCGGAGGGUGGUCUCCUCUCACCUCGGACAGGUACCAGUGGCUGGAGGUCGACCUCGGCGAGCGGACCAAGAUCACCGCCGUGGCGACGCAGGGACGCUACGGCAGCUCUGAUUGGCUGACGUCGUACCUGCUGAUGUUCAGCGACACGGGACACAACUGGAAGCAGUACAGACAGGAGGACAGCAUAGGGUCCUUUCCAGGUAACAGUAACGCCGACAGCGUGGUUCAGUACAAGCUGCAGCAGCCGACCGUCGCCCGCUUCCUCCGCCUCAUCCCUCUGGACUGGAACCCCAGCGGGAGGAUCGGACUCCGGCUGGAGACCUAUGGAUGUCCUUACACCUCUGGUGUGGUGAGUUUGGACGGCAGCAGCAGUCUGGUGUUCAGGUUGAGCCCCGACCCGAGGCAGGCGUCCAGAGAGGUCGUCUCUCUGAAGUUUAAAACCCUGAGGAAUUCUGGGACGCUGCUGCGUGCAGAGGGAGAGGACGGGCUGGGACUCAGUCUGGAGUUAGAGAGAGGAAAGCUGCAGCUGCUGCUCAGACAAGGCAGGACUUCCUCCUCUGAACCCCGGCGUCUCGCCUCCCUCGGCAGCCUGCUGGAUGAUCAGCAUUGGCAUCAUUUAGCGCUGGAGCGGCGCAGCUCUCGCCUCAACCUCACCGUGGACAAACACACGGAGAGGAUUCAAAUCCCUGCAGAGUUCAGCCACUGGGACAUCCAGCAGUUGGGUGUGGGGGCGAACCAGGACCCCGUCUCAAAGAGGAACUUUCAUGGCUGCCUUGAAAACCUGAUGUACAACGGCCUGAACCUGAUACAGCUAGCCAAACAGGACGACCACCAAGUGACUGUCGUGGGCAAUGUCACCUUUUCUUGCGCUGAGUCGGUUUCCGUCGCCGUGACCUUUCCCGGCCCCCAGAGCUUCCUCCAGUUGCCGGGGGCGACAGCAGCAUCGUCGUCGUCAGGGGGCUUGUCCGUCGGGUUCCAGUUCAGGACGUGGAACAAGGCGGGGCUUCUGCUCACCUUCGACCUGCCUCAGGAAGGGGGCGUGGUCUGGCUCUACCUGAGUGAGGCCAGACUGCGGCUGCAGAUCCAUAAAGCUGGCAGGGCGCUGCUGGAGCUCAGUGCAGGUUCUGCUCUGAAUGACGGUCAGUGGCAUUCGGUGGAGCUGACCUCCAGGCGCGGUCGGCUGAGCAUCAUCGUGGAUAAAGAGGAAGGAGGCAGCGCUCACGCCACUCCGUCAUUUUCUGUCGCUGUAGAAAGUCACCUCUUCUUUGGUGGUUGUCCUGCUGAAGAGGACGGUCAGGAAUGCAAAAAUCCCUUCAACAUCUUUGAGGGCUGCAUGCGUCUCCUCAGUGUGGAGAACCGGCCCGUGGACCUGAUCAAGGUGCAGCAAAGACUGCUGGGAAAUUACAGCCACCUGCAGAUCGACAUGUGUGGCAUCAUUGACAGGUGUUCUCCCAGUCGCUGUGAACAUGGCGGCCGCUGCAGUCAGUCCUGGACCGUCUUCCACUGCAACUGCUCCGACAGCGGCUACAGCGGAGCCACCUGCCACAGCCCUGUGUACGAACAGUCCUGCGAGGCGUACAAACACAACGGCAACACGUCGGGACCUUUUUACAUCGACGUGGACGGCAGCGGACCAAUCAAACCGCAGCUGGUGUACUGCAACAUGACAGAGGAGAACACAUGGAUGGUGAUCCAGCACAACAACACAGAGCUGACCAGAGUGCGACCGUCUCCAGACAUCAACCAGCUCUCAGUUCACUUUGACUACUCCACUGAAGAGGAGCAGCUAUUGGCCGCCAUCAGCCAAUCAGAGCACUGCGAACAGGAACUGUCCUACCACUGCAGGAAGUCCCGCCUCCUCAACACUCCAGAGGGCUCUCCGUUCAGCUGGUGGCACGGGGGUCCCGGUCCCGGUCGAGUCCAGACUUAUUGGGGCGGAGCUCAGCCGGGCAGCCAGCAGUGUGUGUGCGGCCUGCAGGGAGACUGUGUGGACCCUCAGCACUACUGCAACUGUGACGCCGACCGCAUGGAGUGGACUGAAGACUCGGGGCUGCUCAUCCACAAGGAGAGCCUCCCGGUCCGGUCUCUGGUGCUGGGUGACGUCAGGAGGCCGGGGUCAGAGGCCGCUUACAGGGUGGGACCGCUCAGUUGUCAUGGAGACAAGAACUUCUGGAACGCUGCUUUUUUCGACAAGGAGACGUCGUACCUCCACUUUCCCACCUUCCACGGAGAGCUGAGCGCGGAUAUCUCCUUCCUGUUUAAAACCACCGCCUCCUCCGGUGUGUUCCUGGAAAACCUGGGCAUCAAAGACUUCAUCCGGAUCGAACUGAGCUCCUCCACUCGGGUGGUUUUCUCUUUCGACGUCGGUAACGGGCCGCUGGAGGUUCACGUGGAGUCGAUCGCGCCGCUGAACGACAACCGGUGGCAUCGGGUCCGAGCCGAAAGGAACGUCAAAGAGGCGUCGCUGCGGCUGGAUGGACUUCCUGUCGCCACUCAGGAGGCUCCGACUGACGGACACCUCCACCUGCAGCUCAACAGCCAGCUGUUCAUAGGAGGCACAGCGUCCAGGCAGAAGGGCUUCCGGGGUUGUAUCCGCUCCCUGCAGCUGAACGGCAUCACCUUGGACCUGGAGGAACGGGCGGAGAUCACCCCCGGGGUCCGGCCUGGCUGCCCGGGUCACUGCAGCAGCUACGGCUCGCUGUGCCGGAACCAGGGCCGCUGUGUGGAGAGAGCCAGCGGCUUCCACUGUGACUGCGGCCUGUCGGCGUACACUGGAGUCUUCUGCCAUACAGAGUUGUCGGCCAGCUUCCAGUCGGGCACGUCGGUGCGCUACACCUUCAAAGAGCCGUACGAGUUGAGCAGGAACAGCAGCGCCCUGCCGUCCUCCAUCUACUCGGACCUGACGCAGAGAGGAGAGAACGUCUCUCUGAGCUUCAGGACCAACCAGAGUCCGGCUCUGCUGCUCUACGUCCGAUCCUACCACACCGAGUACCUCGCCCUGCUCAUCGACAAGCACGAUAAUCUGGAGGUGAGGUACAAGCUGGACAGCAGCAGAGACGCUGAGGUGUUGAAGAGCAAAGUGGAGAGUCUGGCUGACGGAGAACUACACACCGUCACCAUCAGGAGACUGACGGACUCUGUGUCUCUGCAGAUCGACCAGAACCCCGGAGAAGACUUCAACCUGACAUCUGACGGAGAAUUCAACGGCAUCAAGUCGCUGGUGCUGGGCAGAGUGCACGACUCUGCUGAUCUGGAUCCAGAUCUGUCCAGGUUGGCGUCUCUGGGUUUCACCGGCUGUCUCUCGGUGGUCCGCUUUAACUCCAUCAGCCCCCUGAAAGCUGCUCUGCUGCACCCGGACACCAGCCCCGUCGUCAUUUCCGGACCUCUGCUGCAGUCCACCUGCGGCUCCUCGGCUGCAGCCAAUCCCUACGCAGCGGAGAACACACACCACCUGUCAGAUCAGUCCGGUGUAGUGGCUUCAGGUCAACCUUUAGUCAAUGCCAUCAAGACUGACUCGGCUCUCAUUGGAGGUGUCAUAGCGGUGGUGAUCUUUGUGGUUGUGGCCGUCCUGGCGAUCACGGCCAGAUUCCUCUACCGGAGAAAAGAGACGUACCGGAACCAGGAAGUGAAGGGAGUCAAACGGGAAGACAGCCAGGAUUUCCAUUUCAACAACCAGACUGACCCCCAGAGCGUCUCCUCUGAAAACCCAAAGGAGUGUUUCAUCUGACUGCAGGCCUGAUGACUCGGUGAGCCGGAGGCUGCAGACACACCUCGGGUCUUUGCCCUGCUCUCAGAGACUCCACUCCAGCGGCUCCGCAGGAUCUGGAGGCAGAAAAAGAGGAACAAUUCACACAGAUUUUUCUUUUUCUGUACAUAUUGUAGAUACUGACACACACAGGCAACCAUGCUGGACUUAAUGUGUUGAUAUCCUUGUAAAUAUUCAAAAAUGUGGAAGUGAUGUCUAAAGGUUGCACAUGAUUGUCUAUGAUUUACAGUAUUUAAUCCCCACUUUAUUUCAGUUAAUCAGGGCGCCGUGGCUGAUGCACGUUUCUAUUAGGAUAACAAAGGGAUCAAUUAGCUUAAUUGGAAAAGUUUGACCCGUGAUGAAGCCCUUAAGAAGACUGCUUCUGUGGUUGUAAAGUCUUUUUGUUGUGCAUUGGGAGAGAAAUGGCAUGCCUGCUUUGGAAGAAACCUGUGUGAAAAAGAAUCCAUGCAGCCUGCAAACAUCCACCAAAUACCAGGAUGUUUUCUAAGGAUUUUCUAACCCCAUUCAGCGCAUGAAUUAAUCAAGAAGUUUUCCCCCAGCAACAUUGUGCUAUCACAGAAUUUUGAUGUUAACAAGUGGCGCCUUCAGAGUCAAAAUGGCACUCUGCAGUCUGGCAGCGACGUGUCAAGAGACUUGAAGACUUUUUAAGCAGAAAGGAUUAAUUUCCACUUUGUAUUUUCACUUUCCUUCUCUAUGCUGAUUCUCUUUCUGUUUGAACAUCAUUUACCUUUGGAAAACACAGCAAACGCAUGAACGAGACGUACACCCAUUACUUAUUUUGGUUGUACAGGUGUUUUAAACGUGUUCCCUUCCCUGCUGGGAGCUUCCUCUCCCCGCUCUCUAAAUGUCUCUGAAGCUUUGAAGGCUGACAGCAGUACAGACUCUAUAGCACUGUGGCUGUCUGUCGCCUCAUCCCCUACACACACACACACACACACACACACACACACAGCUCAUUUGUUUCUGAAAUGCUAAUAUGCUGCGGUCUGACAGGUGGAUUGUGACUGGAUACAGGACAGAAAGAGAAUGAGACGCAAAGAUGAUCCAAUAGACAGGCCGACACGAUGAAAACAGCCUGAUAUUUACACUUGAUGGAUCAAAUGGAGCAAACCCCCCCAACCCCCACAUGUGUUAAUUCAACUCGCCUGUAAAGAGAGCGGCUGAUCGAGGGAGGACAAGGAGAAAGAGGAGCAGCUGUUUAUCAAACUCACACCGCCGCCUCUCUGAGACCCCGAAGCACAGAUGGCAUUUUAACGACAGAAGUUGCCCGAACUUUAAAAAGUGCAUUAUUCAUCUCUUUGUUUGUGUUUGUCUUUUGUUCCCCACCUCACCACAGCUGAAGCCACACAUUGUUGUCUUGAUUCUGGAGAGUUCAGUCCUCGGUGAGGAGGAAGCAGCGAUGUCCUUCAUCCUGCAGUAACGCAACUCACUGCACUGCAGCAAUUCGUAGCUGAGAGGAGGUCAACAGGUGACCUUGAGACACAGAGAGUCCUGCAGAGCGAGCACACCUGGAGCACGUUAGAAACACAGCAACAAAAAAAUGUUUAUUAAGAUGCAAGGUAGAAAGUGUCGAGAAUUCACAGAGUCAAACUUUAGUGUGCAAACAAGAAAAGAAACAUGUUGUACUUUCAGUCUCACUGAGAAAUCACAAUUCCUCCACGUUUUUAUGAAAUACUUGGCUCUGGAGGCUCUGUAACAUCAGGACUAAUCCCAUGGGUAUUUGGUUAAUUACGAGCUAUCACACUAGCCGCCUGCCAGAGCUUCUCUCUUUUCUAUGUAUCCUCUGUCAUUUCAUCCCCCUGGCGUUUUGUUCUCCUGAUUAGACAUCAUGUCUCUAAUAAGCAGGUUUUGACAUUAGGAAAUGUGUCAAUUAAAAAGCUGUUUUUGUAAAUGAACACCGUUUUUGUCUGUAAACUAUUUCUCUUUUUUGGAGCAGUUUAUACUCCAGCAAAGGAGGUUAAACCAAGAUGAGAAAGGACAGAUCUUUCCAUUUUAGAUUCUCCGACUCAGAGCUGCCAAUUUCCAUCCAAGUUUAACUCAGUGCUAACAGAUCAACUUCGACAUUAUCAGUGAAUCCUCCUGAUACUUCGACUGGGGAUGAAUUAAUCCUGCCUUGAAUUGUUGCCGUUUCAAAUGCUAAUGAAUCCAUAGGGCUGGUGAUAGACGGCAAUUCCAUUACAGUCCUCAAAUCCAACGGAAAGAUAUAACAAUGAAUUGCCCAAACGAACAAAUAGUUAAUUCAUGUAACUUAAUUAUCCGUGCCAUAAGGGUUACUUAUUGUAUACAAACCAUUUUAAAAACACAGUCAUGUUCCUUUAUUGACAUGAACAUGCUUCAGUUUGUCUUGAAUCACAUUCUGCUGCUUUAAUAAACUCUCCUAAAGCACAACACAUUCAUUCCUGCAGCUGUUUGAGUAACGUUUGCUUAAAACAACUGAUUUUGGGGGGAAAUAAGUGGGAUUUAAGGCUAAAAAAAGGGACGUUUUAUUUGGUCUUUCCAUGAGAUUUGAUGACAGUAAGUACAGACUGCCUCAUCUUUUUUUGUUUCAGUGCUUUCUCUCCCACAAUGCACUGGUUGACGUGUGUUCAGUGUACCUGUAGUGUUGGUGAAACACCGUGAUGUUGUGCCGUUUAAAUAUCCAGAUUUCACCCACACUCUGAAAUCCUGUUUGAUGAAAAUAAAUAAAUGAUGCUUUUCUAAAAGA